AUGGCUCGCUUCAGCUUCCUGUCGUUGGCCUUGCUGUCCGUUCAGGCCUUGAUUGGUGGUGGUCUGGCUGCUGGCUCUGCUGAGAAGGCCGAGCAGUCUGCCGAUGCCCCUCAGCUGGCUCUGACCGCCAAAGCCUCCUUCCCUGCCUCGGAGAUCUUUGGCGUGAAGCUGGUCAAUGGACACCCUACUCAGGCCCUCAUCACCUUUACCAACGAUGAGCCGGCCCCUGUGACGGUGAACUUCCUCGGUGGCACUCUGUCCACUCUGGAUGAGGAGAACAGCCAGAUCGUCCGUAACCUGACCGCGACCCGCUAUGGCGUGGAGAUCCCCGCUGGCGAGACCGAGAGCCUGAGCUACAGCUUCACCAACGAGAUGCACCCCCAGGAUCUGAGACUGAGCCUCGCUUCUAUCGUUUCCGACAGUGAGGGUCGUUUCUUCACCGUCUACGCCUACAACGGAACUGUCAGCGUCGUGGAACCGGAGACCAGCAUUUUCGAUCCUCAGAUUAUCUUCCUGUACUUCUUCCUCCUCGCUUCCUUCAGUGGUGUCGUCUACUUCUUCUACGCCGUGUGGAUCGCCCCCUACUUCCCCCAGAAGCGCAAGGCCGGAAAGCCCGCCGAGAAGAAGGCCGCCGUCGCCAAGAAGCCCGAGGAGGAGACCCCCGCUGUCUCUUCGGCCACUACCUACAAUGCCGAAUGGAUCCCCGACCACCACAUCAACCGCCCUGGGGCCCGGAAGGUCAAGGGUCGCUCCCGCACCCGUGUCUAA
This is a messenger RNA of Aspergillus terreus NIH2624, 768 nucleotides long. RefSeq names its product putative translocon-associated protein, alpha subunit. The transcript is spliced from 3 exons. NCBI's taxonomy places the organism in Eukaryota, Fungi, Ascomycota, Eurotiomycetes, Eurotiales, Aspergillaceae. Gene Ontology annotation, cellular component: endoplasmic reticulum; endoplasmic reticulum membrane. Bases 1 to 768 code for a protein of 255 amino acids. The record is from RefSeq and is a predicted model, not a curated record.